Phycomyces blakesleeanus NRRL 1555(-) is the source of this 1779-nucleotide messenger RNA. RefSeq lists its product as hypothetical. The coding region runs from base 1 to 1779 and encodes 592 amino acids. The transcript has 2 exons. The record is from RefSeq and is a predicted model, not a curated record. NCBI's taxonomy places the organism in Eukaryota, Fungi, Mucoromycota, Mucoromycetes, Mucorales, Phycomycetaceae.
AUGCGCUCAUCUCGAGAUCUUAGGGUAGCUUCCCUAAUGGUCUCUAUUCCAGUUUUUCUGGUCAUUGCCUCUCUUGUUUCGAUCACUGUUAUCACUGUUUAUACUCAUUUCAUUUCCUGGCUACAAGCCUUCUCUACUCGUGAAUUAUCGACACAAGCCCCACUACCACCACAACCACCAUCAGCAGCAGCAGCAGCAUACACAGCACUUGAUACCUAUACACUAAACUGUCUCGUAUGUCCUAUAAACAGACAUCCUUCUCUUAUCGAUCUUAUUCACGCCACACUCUGUCGACUGCUAAGCCCAAAUAUAUAUUCUUUCGUGGUACCAAAUCAAGCACAGUCCUUUUCUUUUUUUCCUCAACUACCAUGGAUGGUAUUAUCAUUACUGUCUUUUUGGAUUGUCUCUCCAAAGCUCCAACCAAGAUAUCGAGCCGCAUGUAUGUCCUUUGGACAGUGGUCUACACGUACAGCAGAACAUGUGUCUUUAUCCAUUUCCAAUAAAGUGUUUAGCUCUAUUGAAUACAUAACAUUCCUGUGGAGAAAGUAUCCCGCCUUGGCAGAAGCUAGAGACAUCAGUUCAUCAAGUGAUACUCCCAUGAAAUUAAUCCAGGUCAAGCAGAAUGAUAACGCCUUGGUGCGUCGAAAGAAAGAAAAGGGUGGCAGGUCACGGACCAAGAGAUCAGAAGCACGUUCUCAUACCAGUGGGUUCCGAGAACCAGCUGGCCAGGUUGACCAUACAAUCAUGGAUACAGUCAACCCAGCUCCGUUCUCAAACCUAGAGCCUCCACACACCGCAGACAUAUCAUCAUCGCAAAAAACUAGCAUAAGUGAUGAUAGUGAAUGGACAUUAGUACGAGAAAAAUCCUUUAGGAGAAGAACAGGACAGUCUAUACGAUGUCAGGAUCCCCAAGAAGAGAAAAAUGCCGAGGACAAAACAGAAAUGAGGAACAUGAAUAUAUCAUCUGAUACCAAGCCAGAAACCCAUAUUUUGCUCUGUGACAUCCCAAACUCGGUUGUGUGCAAGGAGAAGGAAGAUCCGUCAGAUACCUUUCAAGCCAGAUUCCAGGUCGAUCAAAGUGACGGAGAAAGCACCCUAAAUGAUGAUGACGAUGAUGACGAGACCCUUGAUCGUAGUGAAUACUCUCUAUUGACAGCAGAUAAUGUGUUGAUACUGGAUCACUAUAAUAAGCCAACUACUACAAGCACAUCAAGGGAUCUGAGUCUGAUGUAUGAGGAUGGCAAGACAGACUAUCUGGAUCCACCAUAUUUGUCAAAGGGACAGGUUCCUGAGGAUAAUAACACAAAUGGUGAACUUAUUACUGAGCAAAGAUGGUAUUCCCCAUUUUCAACCGGCUUUAACCUUGCACAGCUGUGUGAUGAUCCUCAAAAACCCUGGGACUGUCCAAGACCUCCGCUGGUACGUGAAAGCCUUGGUGAGAAGCCGGAGUCUUACUUUCACCACUGGAGUAAGAAUUAUGUGUGGGGAAACCCCUGCAUCGGGAUACAUCCUGACCAAAAGACCCCGUCUGAUUCACUGCCUUACCAGAAGCCGUUCUCACUUCCCUUACCAGAAGCGUAUUCUGCCUCACGCUCAAAGCUUAAUCCAUCUUUGCAUCAAUAUUCCGCAUCACCAAACUAUUUGUCAUGUUUACCCAACAGACGAGCCAUAUCAGCACCAUCUCUCUUUUCACAUUCAUCGACAUCUAUCUCUAAAACUACUUAUCAUAAACCAAGACAUCCGACUCAAAAUGAGAAUACCAAAGCUCAUUUUAUGUAA